Patiria miniata (bat star) is the source of this 691-nucleotide messenger RNA. RefSeq names its product protein Dr1-like (gene dr1). Lineage: Eukaryota; Metazoa; Echinodermata; Asteroidea; Valvatida; Asterinidae. Gene Ontology annotation, cellular component: negative cofactor 2 complex. Gene Ontology annotation, biological process: RNA polymerase II preinitiation complex assembly; negative regulation of transcription by RNA polymerase II; positive regulation of transcription by RNA polymerase II. Gene Ontology annotation, molecular function: general transcription initiation factor activity; core promoter sequence-specific DNA binding; TBP-class protein binding. The transcript has 4 exons. The record is from RefSeq and is a predicted model, not a curated record. Bases 126 to 674 code for a protein of 182 amino acids.
CCUAUUCAAUUUGUACGUACGCGAGAAGGUCCACUGGUAUUCACCGUAUUCACGCAUUAGCAAACAGCACACGACAGGCGCCUAGGCACGUAGUUCCAGCCAACUCGGGUCCAACUCCUCCGACCAUGGCGGAAAGUGGGACACCAGAGGACGAUCUGAGCGUGCCCCGCGCUGCGCUCAACAAGAUGAUCAAGGAGCUGCUGCCCUCGGUCCGUGUCUCCAACGACUCGCGAGAGCUGAUCAAUAACUGCUGCACGGAAUUCAUCCACCUGAUCUCGUCCGAAGCCAACGACAUGUGCAACAAGAGCCUGAAGAAGACAAUUUCUCCGGAACAUGUGUUAGCUGCCCUAGAUAGCUUGGGAUUCGGAGCCUACCUCGAAGACUGCAGAUCAGUUUUGGAAGAAUGUAAGACGGUCGCCGCUAAGAAGAGGCGCGCUAGUAACCGAUUAGAAAACCUGGGAAUACCAGUGGAGGAGUUGCUACGGCAACAAGAGGAAUUGUUUGCUCGGGCAAGAGAGGAACAAGCCGUGAUCGAGCAAGAAGAAUGGUCGCAGCUGCAAGCAGCACAGGCAGCGCAACAGCAACAACUUCUUCAACAACAGCAGCAGCAACAGGGCAACGGCCAUGUGCAACCGCCUGCGCCAGCAAACCAUGCCCAGGACAGUGCUACGUGAAUCUUCAAUAUGUAAAA